Molecule: messenger RNA, 1359 nt
Organism: Acanthosepion pharaonis
Lineage: Eukaryota; Metazoa; Mollusca; Cephalopoda; Sepiida; Sepiidae
Source: the annotation of a GenBank genome assembly
AUGCUUUAUGUUCGAUCGCGUAAAAAUGUAUCUAUCUACAUCAUAGGGUUCAUAUCUAUCUAUCUAUCUAUCUAUCUAUCUAUCUAUCUAUCUAUCUAUCUAUCUAUCUAUCUCAUACAGUUCAUAUCUAUCUAUCUAUCUAUCUAUCUAUCUAUCUAUCUAUCUCAUACAGUUCAUAUCUAUCUAUCUAUCUCAUACAGUUCAUAUUUAUCUAUCUAUCUAUCUAUCUAUCUCAUACAGUUCAUAUCUAUCUAUCUAUCUAUCUAUCUAUCUAUCUAUCUAUCUAUCUAUCUAUCUAUCUUAUAUAUCUAUCUAUCUAUCUAUCUAUCUAUCUCAUACAGUUCAUAUCUAUCUAUCUAUCUAUCUAUCUAUCUAUCUAUCUAUCUAUCUCAUACAGUUCAUAUCUAUCUAUCUAUCUCAUACAGUUCAUAUUUAUCUAUCUAUCUAUCUCAUACAGUUCAUAUCUAUCUAUCUAUCUAUCUAUCUAUCUAUCUAUCUAUCUAUCUUAUAUAUCUAUCUAUCUAUCUAUCUCAUACAGUUCAUAUCUAUCUAUCUAUCUAUCUAUCUAUCUAUCUAUCUAUCUAUCUAUCUAUCUAUCUAUCUAUCUAUCUCAUACAGUUCAUAUCUAUCUAUCUAUCUAUCUAUCUAUCUAUCUAUCUAUCUAUCUAUCUUGAUAAACGAAUAUGUAUCUAUUUGUGUUCUAUUCAUAUCUAUCUAUGGUUUAUUCAUAUCUAUUUAUCUAUCAAUGGUCUGUUGAUAUCUAUCUAUCUAUUUAAAGUCUGUUCUCUCUCUCCAUCUAUCUAUCGGUUCAUAUGGUGUGUUCAUAUCUAUCUAUCUAUCUAUCUAUGCCCUUGGUCUGUUCUUUAUCUAUCUAUUUAUGGCCUAUUCAUAACUACCUAUGUUCUAUUCAUAUCUAUCUAUGGUCUAUUCAUAUCUAUUAAUGACCUGUUGAUAUCUAUCUAUGUAAGAUCUGUUCUUUAUCAUUCUAUCUAUCUAUCUAUCUAUCUAUCUAUCUAUCUAUCUAUCUAUCUAUCUAUCUCUAACAUGCGCGGAAGCGUCCUCGAACUGCGUGCGUGUGUUGUCGCCGGGCACACCUUGGAGUACCAUAAUGGACUCGACCGGGGACUACAAGAAGAAGACGCGCGAGUCGUUUGGGGUCUUUUUUUGGGCGACAAAAGUCAUUGCGGUCGGUCGGUCGUCCGUUCGUCGGCAGCAGUCGUGGGUACCGUUUGCUCGUUUGCUGUUGUAAAGUGUUCGUUCGGAAGAGAAUGCGUUCAUUUCAGUUCCGCCAACGAUAAUCUAUCUAUCUAUCUAUCUAUCUAUCUAUCUAUCUAUGUGUGUGUGUAUGUGUGUGUGUAA